Lobosporangium transversale is the source of this 1306-nucleotide messenger RNA. RefSeq lists its product as hypothetical. Gene Ontology annotation, biological process: mitotic telomere tethering at nuclear periphery; meiotic attachment of telomere to nuclear envelope. Gene Ontology annotation, cellular component: nuclear membrane complex Bqt3-Bqt4. Bases 56 to 1021 code for a protein of 321 amino acids. NCBI's taxonomy places the organism in Eukaryota, Fungi, Mortierellomycota, Mortierellomycetes, Mortierellales, Mortierellaceae. The record is from RefSeq and is a predicted model, not a curated record. The transcript is spliced from 3 exons. Gene Ontology annotation, molecular function: DNA binding.
GCUCGAAAAAAAAAAUUCACAACUUUUUUUUACUUUCCUUUACACAAUCGCACCCAUGUCUAAUCAAAUCACCGUGUCCGAAAUUAGCGCUAAAGGAAUUGUUCUCGAAAAGAACAUCGAGAAUUUCACCACAUCCACCACGUCUGUUUCAGUCGAGGAAACAGUUGCGACGUUAGAGUUUACAGAAGAAUCUACAAAGUCUACUCCUGUCACUCCAACAGCAUCCCCUAGAAAGGCCAUUGCCAAAGCCAACGGCGCCACUUCUGAUGGAGCCAAUCAACAUCGUACACUUCCCAUUUUCAGCAAUCCACUUUUGGCAAAUGCUACACAGGCAAACUCAGUUCCUGUGAAGCCCAAGGCAGGCCGCGUGAAGUCUUCUGGAGGCAAAGCCAUUUCUGUCCUCAGGAUUAAUGCGCCCAAGGUCGAUGGUUAUGUUGUGGUGAUGCGUAGGCUGGACCAGGACCUGGUUAAUGCUACAUCAAUGUUCAACGCCGCCUACCCUGCUAUUUCUGAAAAGAUGAAUAGCAAGGAAAAUCAAUUUAUUAUGCGUAAAUAUCAAGGGCAUAUGGAGAAGUCAGGAGCUCUGAGUGGGGUCUGGAUUACCGUUGCGCAAGUUGAACCUUUUUUUUUUGUUUUAACAGCCAAGGAACUUGCCAAGGAGUACGGAAUUGAUCAAUUUAUGCGUCCACUGUUGGAAGCACCUAUCGCCAAGAUUGCGUCUCUAUCAGAGGGAGAGGAGGUUAUUGAGAAAGUCGUUGUCACCGAGGUCACGACAGUGCAAACUACUACUACAGCGGAUAGUGAGAUUGAAGAUUUAGAGGCUGUUGCUUUAGGAAAGAGGAAAAUGACAGACGAUUCGGAGGGUCUGACAGCCGAAGAUGUCGCAGGGAUGAAGCGUCGAAUUGAGGAACUAGAGAACCAAGUUUCGAGAGACAAGAAGAAGUUGCGAGGCCUGGUCACUGUUGCAGUGGGUCUUGCAGCUGCCACGGUCAUACCUCAGGUCCUCCCUUAUUUUUCUUGAACAGGUUUCUUUUAAACUUGACAAGCCAAUGAGAUAUGAAUGGUAUAAGCUGCACGACCAACUAGACGCCGUUCAAUCAUUCCAUUCCUUUUAUCCGUAAUUUUAUGAUUCUUAUUCCUUCACUUUUCCACUCUGUUGUAGUUGUUAUCUAUUUCUCAAUGCCGUUUAUUUUUUAAGUUUUAAUUCUCAAGUCUAUCCAAAGGACAUGAAGCUAUGACCAUGUCCUUAUUUGAAUCUUUGUUUGAUAAUAAUACAGAUAGUAGUAAUAAACACAGUUCUCCAAGA